CGUCAGGGAGGGGCGGGGCGGCUCUGCUAAUGCUGCGGCGGCCGCAGUAGGGGCCGGAGUGGGCAGCAGGGUUAAAAUUCCACUCCUGGUUUGACCGACACUUGCCUUUCAUCAUGGGGGAGCUUUUCCGAAGUGAGGAGAUGACCCUGGCCCAGCUUUUCCUCCAGUCGGAAGCUGCAUACUGUUGUGUCAGCGAGUUAGGAGAGCUUGGGAAGGUUCAGUUUCGUGAUUUGAACCCUGAUGUGAAUGUGUUCCAGCGUAAAUUUGUUAACGAAGUCAGGAGAUGUGAGGAGAUGGACCGGAAACUCAGGUUUGUUGAGAAGGAGAUUAAAAAAGCGAACAUCCCAAUCCUGGACACCGGUGAGAACCCAGAGGUGCCUUUCCCACGGGACAUGAUCGAUUUAGAGGCAAACUUUGAAAAAAUUGAAAAUGAGCUUAAAGAGAUCAACACAAACCAGGAAGCUCUGAAGAGAAACUUCCUAGAGCUGACAGAAUUAAAAUGUAUACUGCGCAAAACUCAGCAGUUUUUUGAUGAGGCUGAAUUGCAUCAUCAGCAGAUGGCGGAUCCAGACCUGCUGGAGGAAUCCUCUUCGCUCCUGGAGCCGAGUGAGAUCGGAAGAGCUGCCCCUCUACGACUUGGAUUUGUGGCCGGCGUGAUCAACCGUGAGCGAAUCCCUACCUUUGAGCGCAUGUUGUGGCGAGUGUGUCGAGGAAACGUAUUCCUGCGUCAGGCUGAAAUCGAAACCCCCCUGGAAGAUCCUGUGACGGGAGACUACGUGCACAAGUCUGUGUUUAUUAUUUUUUUCCAAGGUGAUCAGCUGAAAAAUAGAGUCAAGAAAAUCUGUGAAGGGUUCCGUGCCUCCCUCUACCCUUGCCCAGAGACACCACAGGAGAGGAAGGAAAUGGCUUCUGGAGUCAAUACGAGGAUUGACGAUCUUCAAAUGGUGCUGAACCAAACAGAGGAUCAUCGCCAGCGGGUCCUGCAGGCAGCUGCUAAAAAUAUCCGUGUCUGGUUCAUCAAAGUGCGGAAGAUGAAGGCUAUCUACCAUACCCUGAACCUGUGUAACAUUGACGUGACCCAGAAGUGUUUGAUUGCUGAAGUCUGGUGCCCUGUCGCUGACCUCGAUUCCAUCCAGUUUGCUCUCAGAAGAGGCACUGAGCACAGCGGAUCCACUGUUCCAUCCAUCCUGAAUAGGAUGCAAACCAAUCAGACCCCGCCGACUUACAACAAAACCAACAAGUUCACUUCUGGCUUUCAGAAUAUAGUAGAUGCAUAUGGCAUUGGAACUUACCGGGAGAUAAAUCCAGCUCCGUACACGAUUAUCACUUUCCCAUUCCUGUUUGCUGUGAUGUUUGGAGACUUUGGUCAUGGAAUCCUGAUGACGUUAAUUGCCGUGUGGAUGGUGGUUAGGGAAAGUCGCAUUCUGUCACAGAAGAAUGACAAUGAGAUGUUCAACACCAUUUUUAGUGGUCGGUACAUCAUUCUGCUAAUGGGAGUGUUCUCUAUGUACACUGGCCUUAUCUACAAUGACUGCUUCUCCAAAGCGCUUAAUAUGUUUGGCUCAUCAUGGAGCGUCCGGCCGAUGUUCUCGAAAGGCAACUGGACAGCAGAGUUGGUUCAGAACACCCCUGUCCUGCAGCUGAAUCCUGCCGUGGCAGGGGUCUUUGGUGGACCAUAUCCAUUUGGCAUCGACCCGAUUUGGAAUAUUGCAAGCAACAAGCUGAACUUCCUCAACUCCUUUAAGAUGAAGAUGUCUGUGAUUCUUGGCAUCAUCCACAUGCUUUUUGGUGUCACACUGAGCCUUCUCAACCACAUCUAUUUCAAGAAACCACUGAACAUCUAUCUUGGGUUUAUUCCUGAAAUGAUUUUCAUGUCAUCAUUGUUUGGCUACCUUGUUAUCCUAAUUUUCUACAAAUGGUCGGCCUAUGAUGUUCACACUUCAAAGGAUGCGCCAAGCCUUCUAAUCCAUUUUAUCAACAUGUUUCUUUUCUCCUAUGCCGAUCCCAGUAACAAGAUGCUUUAUAAAGGACAGGUGGGGCUUCAGUGCUUCCUGGUGGUUGUCGCGCUGCUGUGUGUGCCAUGGAUGCUGGUAGUUAAACCCUUGGUCCUUCGCCAUCAAUAUUUAAGAAGAAAGCAUUUGGAAGGGCAACCCAUGGAGGGCCAAGUCAGCACAGUCCAGAACGCGCAGGCACUGGAGGCAGCAGCAGCUGCAACAGGAACUCACAACUUCGGUGGGAUCCGGGUGGGCAAUGGACCAACUGAGGAGGAUGCAGAGAUCAUUCAGCAUGACCAGCUUUCUACCCAUUCUGAAGAUGGGGAUGAGCCUGCAGAGGAUGAGGUGUUUGAUUUUGGGGAUACGGUGGUACAUCAGGCCAUCCAUACCAUUGAGUAUUGCCUGGGGUGCAUUUCCAACACAGCAUCCUACCUGCGGCUUUGGGCGCUCAGCCUGGCCCAUGCACAGCUUUCCGAGGUGCUCUGGACUAUGGUGAUCCACUUUGGCCUCAGUGUGAGAAGUUUGGCUGGAGGUUUUGCUUUGUUCUUCAUAUUUGUUGCUUUCGCUACCUUGACUGUGGCAAUCCUUCUGAUCAUGGAGGGCCUGUCGGCGUUCCUUCAUGCGCUCCGUUUGCACUGGGUUGAGUUCCAGAAUAAGUUCUACAUUGGCACUGGAUUCAAGUUUCUCCCGUUCUCAUUUGACAACAUCCGUGAAGGAAAAUUGGAUGAUUAGACCCUCCCCCUCAGCCUAACUAAGCAGUGUUAGACUCGAAUGCUGGUGUGUUGUGCUGUGGUUAGCCCUUGUCCCCUGUGUGUUUGUGUUGUGAAGUUGUGUGUAGCUCCCCUGCCAUGAUGUGCUGCUUCUGAGAAAAUAACUUCUUCUGCAGCGCCCGAAGUAUCUGUCUGAGGCUGUUAAGUGGAGAGCUGUGAUGUCCUAUAGCAGGCUUAGCUAACAUUGCUUCAGAGUCACUCCUUUCCGCCCUAAGCAAACAGCUUGUUCAGUGUUGGACGUGUUUACAGUGGGGGUUGCAUAGGAAUUGUCUGGACUUGGUGUAUUUAAUCAUGUAUCGGUUUAUGAUAUUGUACCGUAAGUAGCUCCUUGGCAGAUUCCCGUAAAGCCUCCUAUUGCAUAAGGAACAAGAUGUGCAAACUUCGGCCUGCCUGUAGCCCAGCUAAUCUGAGGGAAGCAUUUAGAGGGAAGAGUCUGAUGUCUUUGCUGCCUCUGUUUAGACAAACUGAGAUCCGCUGAUGCACAGAGGGGUCUUGGGGAAAGCUGGGGCCAUGUGCAACCCAGAGCAGUCCCUAUUGCUUCCACACAUGCAGUAUUCUUACUUUGCUUGAGUGAGGUGUUCUUGUGAAUGGUGCUCUCCUCACACCAUACUGCUGCGUGCGUCCUAGCUCAGGGAGCCGGGGACAACAGAGCACACUUCCCUCCCUCGGCUGUAGCCUUCUUCCGUCUGCAGUUGCAGUUUCUAGCCUGCAGCAUUCUUUCCCACUGCCUGGUGCUGGGGGAGCUGGGUGGAUGGGUUCUGGCACACUUUGUGGAAGGGUCCACUCACACUUUCCAGCCCUGCCUGUACUCUCAGCCUGUGGAGUCAGGUCUCUUGUUUCCUCAGCAAUGGCCCAGCAUUUCUCAAACUCGACACAGGCAUGUGCCCAGAAUGUGCCCACCACGGUCUGCACCGAACUUACCUAAAGCAGCACCCAGCAUCCAUGCUCCACUGUAACCUGGGGAGCAUCCUGCAGAGCCUGCCAGCAGGGACCGGCUUACCCUGGCACAGCCUGACCCUGCAGCCUGCACGUUUGUGUUGUCCUGGGGGCUACAGUUUCUGCCCUGCUGUCUGUGCAAAGAGAACUUACCUGCUUUCCCACAACUCUCCAACAGCCCAGAUCCACAUGUGCCCCAGGCAUGCAAGCCAAACAAACCCAGGGCUGGUGCAGUGGGGCAGGGAGUGUUUUCUGUUUCCUCUCUGGGACUGGGGUCAGUGACCUUCCCCACAGAAUCAGCCAGUGCUGUUUGGGCUGUUUGCAAAGUGAAGAACUGGGCAGGGUCUUUGGGCUAUUCAGUUCCCUCAAGGGCCGAACGCUGGACCUCCACAAAAUUCCCAGCUCUGGCUGACCCAGAGAGCAAGGCUCUGAAUUCAGAGACCUUGUGACUAGAUCAGUGCCAGGGUCCUGCUUUGAACUGGAGACGUCCGUGUGGUGUGGGAGGGCUGGGCUGAUGUCGGUCCAUAAUGGACCGGAGUGGUGGAAGCAGGACAUCCUGGGCAUUUAUUUGGUCCCUACGGGAGCUGCAGCCUGUAGUCAUGAAGGUGUUUCUCUCCCUUCUCUGUCACACGUUUACGUGUGCACAGAUAACUGCAUCUGCUAUCGUGGAACCUGUCACUUCUUCUGGCCUCAGAGGCUCCAUUGCAAUUGUGGCUUUCUCUCUCUGUCUGCCAACGCUGGCCUAUUCUUAGUAAUCAUGCAACCAAGGAGCGAGUUCCAAAAAUUCCGUUGUUCAUCAUUCUGCCCCUCGGCCUGGGCUGUUGAUACUGUCCCUGGGACUUGGACGCCAAGUGCAGGGGUGGCUGGUAAUGAUACCAGACCCAUGUGAAACUCCACAUUCUUCCCCUCCCAAUGGAGUGGAGGGGAGUGGUAGGAGCCACUCUUCAGGACGUGGGCAUUGCAUUCCCUGCUGGAUUGGUGUGGCUGAAAGAUGGGCUCUGGGCUGUCAGUUGUGCACCCGAAGUUAGUAAAAGCCGAGGGUUGGUCGUGCUAAGUAACUACCACACAGUCUGACGUCGGAUCAAGUGUUAGAUGGCAGAUAAUUGCUCCAGAGAACCUCCCAGGCACGGCCAAUGUUACGCUGUCUGACCUGACAGCCGCACUUGUCCUGUCCAAAGAGUCACCUUGUGAAGGGGCAAAGUCUGGCACCCAUUGCAAUGGCCUCUGUGGGAACAGGAUUUAAAUAUCGUCGCUCGGAGGGCGGCAGGUGCCUGUUCCCUUGUGUGGGGUGUGACUAGUUGCUUGCCUUCCCCGUUGGAAAUAGCCUCUGGAGUGGAGAUGUGUGUUUAAGCCCUCUGGGUGGCACAGUCUGCUGCAAUAGAUGCACUGUAAGGGGCAGGUGGUGAGAUAGAUACUCUGCCUGGAUCAUUUAGAACUGGCCAUCCAAUGGGAAAAUGGCAUGAAAUGCAGGAUUCUCCAACGUGGUGUGAGGAAAGUUCACAGCAAGCACUAAAAGGAACAGCCCCAAUGUCUGAGUGAGGCUGGGUGGGGCAGACAGGUACAGGCGGGUGUUUCUAGCCAAGCCUGUGUAACUAUCCCGUGGGGGAGGUGUGGGACGCGUAUGGGGAUUUGCAGUAAUUGAGCCGAGUUCUGUUUACAUGUUGAUAUCACUGUGUUUACAAUCCUGUUUUGUGCGAAGUGUAAGGUGAAAUGAAGUCUGGUGUGCAGCCGAAGCAGUAAUACUUAACUACGCUGCUGGCUUUGUUGUGACUCAACCCACACAUUACAUGGUUGGAGUUGUGUGUAACCUGA
Molecule: messenger RNA, 5512 nt
Organism: Gopherus evgoodei (Goodes thornscrub tortoise)
Lineage: Eukaryota; Metazoa; Chordata; Testudines; Testudinidae
Gene: ATP6V0A1
Product: ATPase H+ transporting V0 subunit a1
Exons: 23
Coding region: 114-2726 (870 amino acids)
Biological process (GO): vacuolar acidification; proton transmembrane transport
Cellular component (GO): plasma membrane; vacuolar proton-transporting V-type ATPase, V0 domain; vacuolar proton-transporting V-type ATPase complex
Molecular function (GO): ATPase binding; proton-transporting ATPase activity, rotational mechanism
Source: RefSeq, a predicted model, not a curated record